Corythoichthys intestinalis (scribbled pipefish) is the source of this 1187-nucleotide messenger RNA. RefSeq names its product ADP-ribosylation factor-like protein 8. Bases 26 to 361 code for a protein of 111 amino acids. The record is from RefSeq and is a predicted model, not a curated record. Lineage: Eukaryota; Metazoa; Chordata; Actinopteri; Syngnathiformes; Syngnathidae. Gene Ontology annotation, biological process: anterograde axonal transport. Gene Ontology annotation, cellular component: lysosomal membrane. The transcript is spliced from 2 exons.
GGCGAAGCACCACCGACUUCCCAAGAUGCUGGCACUAAUAAACCGGCUUUUAGACUGGUUCAAGUCUUUAUUUUGGAAGGAAGAGAUGGAGCUGACCCUGGUCGGCCUCCUGUAUUCGGGAAAAACGACGUUCGUCAACAUAAUUGCCUCUGACGAAACCCUAAUUGGAGUGAUGGUUGAUGAGAUGAAGAGGCUGCUGAGGAAGCUGAUGUCCAAAUUUGUGCAAAUGGAUGUGAUCAGGAAAGCUGAGGAUAUCCUAGAUGUUGAUUACAGGAACAAGGAGAACUGGCAUGACACAGGCAACAUAGCAGUAUCACAUGAUGCCAGACAAUACAUGGAGCAAGUUGAAGACUAUGUCUGAUGCCACCAAAAAGAUGUUCUUUGACAGUGUAGUUAAUUUUUACACGAGUGUUGUGACCAAAAUGAACUUGAAAAAAAAUGGUUGUAUUUUGUCUUAGCGAUUGUCGCGCGCGCGCGCGUCAUCGGAGUUGGCAAACAGAAAUCUCCCUAUUUGCAAUUUCUACAACUUAACAGGUAUGUCAUAUGACACAUUAAAAUUGUUCAGACCCAUAGGACACUCAAAUUACCAUUUUCCGUGUCUAGCAGCUGAACAGGACAGGUUAAAAAAGAUCAUUUUUGUCCCUUCCAACCUUUUUCAAAAGCUGUUUUCUUCAAAUUGCCAUCACAAUUCUGUUUGCCAAGUCAUUAUUGGUACAUUAUAAAAGUUCAGCAGUGUUAUUCAUAUGGCUUGGAGGCUCGUGCGGUUUUUGUGGGUAAAAAGCAAAAGUUCAUACGAAAAUACACUCAGAUGGGAUUUAGCUGACGAAGACAUCCGCAGCUGCCUUUGUCGUCUGUGCACGUGCUCACUCCUACACGCUUCUCCCAUUACUUGUCUGUUACCGUUGCAUGGCUCAUGUGGGCCAGAUGUACGCACACACACACACACACACAUUGGAGACAUCCUGAUUUCUAACCACAAGGAGACAACUGGAAAAGUAAUGGAGACGGGAGUGGGGGAGGAAUGCGGAUAGAGAUAUGCGGGUUUCUGACGGUUCAUGGCUGCAAGGUGAGCGAGCGCAGGGGUCAAGGGGACGCUGGGGAAAGACGACGAUACGCUGCAAAACGUCAUAUGGCGGCUUCCUGCGGGUGUCUACCACGGGAUCGGUCCUGACAUGUCGCUUGACUUU